AAUGGAAAAUUCAAAAUCAGAAAUUCUUCAAUGGAUCAAUACUCUUCUAAAAGUAAUGAAUUCAAAAUAAGAUAGACAAAUUUUACUAAAAUAGAACAACUAGGCAAUGGUGUAGCUUACUGUAAACUACUUAACAUGAUUGAUCCAACUUGUUUGAAUUCUACUAAAAUUGUAUUAAAAACCAAAACCCAAAUUGAUCAUAUUAGUAAUCUAAAGCUUUUCUAAACAGCAAUGUAGAAACUUCAUAUGAAGAAAUAAUUUGAUAUAGACAAGGUAAGUAAGUGUUACUUCCAUGAAAAUUAUGAUCUAGCAUUAUUCUUAAAAAAAUAACAUACCCUGAGAUUCUCUGGCAUAAAUAAAGAAAACACAUCUAUCAAUAAUUCCAUUAUUUAUGAAAAUCAUCCUAAUAUUCUUGAAGAAUAAUAAAUUUCUAAUGAUAAUUUACUUACUUAAAUAGCAUAAAUAAUGUAGAGUAUAGAAUCAGCUGAAACUAAAGUGUUAUAAACUAUCAAUUUAUUAAAAACCCAUAAUUUUAUUAAAAAAAAUACUUAGUUCAUAGAAAAUAAAACUCUUUAUGACACAUCUAAUAACAUAUUUAAUAUAUUUAACAAUCAAAAUAUAUUUAAUACAGAUACUCUAUUCAAAACAGAUUCUAAGAAAUAAUAAUAAUAAGAAUAGAAAAAUAAUUUAUUAUGUGAAACUCCCGAAAUGCUACUUGAUCCUCAUCUUAAUAAUGAAGAUAUAUUUGAACAUCAAUCUUCAUCUAAAUUAAUUAUGAAAAUUUAAUCAUAAUCAAAACUAUAAUAGGAAAUUAAAAAAGAAACACCAAAUUUUUGUGAAUCACCAUUUAUAAAACAACCAUAAUAAAAUAGUCUGGCUGAUUUCAUUAAAUCAGAAAGUAAAUAAUAACAAUAAUACAUGCAACAAUACUCUUUAUAAAAAUAAUUGCAAAUGUAAAAUCAGAUUAAUACUAACCCACCCCAAGAAUAUCAAUCUCCAUUUCGAGACUAGAUUAUAUAAUUGUCUUCAUAAAAAGAGAUAUUCAAUUAGACUACAAAUCCUUAAGUGUUUUCUUCCUACUAAAAAGAAACAUCUUAAAAUAACUCUGUAUUCUAUUCAUGCAAAGAUCAAGGAGCAAUAAUUGAAGAAUGA
Molecule: messenger RNA, 1152 nt
Organism: Paramecium pentaurelia
Lineage: Eukaryota; Ciliophora; Oligohymenophorea; Peniculida; Parameciidae
Source: the annotation of a GenBank genome assembly